AUGCCGGGCCGACUCCCUACGAAAGCUGACUUUCCAUCGUCGGUAACCUUGAGUAUCACGCCACCGCCGGCUUCGCAACCACCCACGAACGUCUUGAUCCUCCUACACGGCCUCGGCGAUACGAAUGCGUCCUUUACGAAGCUCGGCGAGCAGCUGAAUCUCCCAGAAACAGCAUGCAUUGCGAUACAAGCGCCGAACCCGCUGCCGUUCGAUCUCGGUGGAAUGCACUGGGGUGAAGACAUGAUCUUUGACUCCACUACUGGCGAGAUGGACAUGGAUACCGGCGUCCAGAAGUCCACACUUCUGGUCCUAGAUCAAGUCAUUCGCGAAGGUCUCAUCGGCAAAUGCGGCUACAAAGCGCGCGAGAUCAUGAUCUUUGGGUUCGCGCAAGGCGGCAUGGUCGCACUGCAGGGUGCUGCCCAACUUGAGGAAGAAUUAGGCGGGGUGAUCAGUAUCGGAGGGCCUCUAUCCCAAUCAGUGCCGCUGAAGGCCUUGGAGAAGAAGAGUAAGACACCAGUGCUGAUCUGCAAAGCAGACAAGAAGUCUGCAGUCACCGACAGUGCGACCACGAAGCUGAAGGAUGCUUUCCAAUAUAUCGAGUUCAAAGAGUGGAAGAAGAACGGCGAUGGCAUGCCGAGCAGCCGCGACGAGAUGCUGCCCAUCAUGCAGUUCUUUGCUCGUCGGCUACGGAGUACUAGAGGAGUCCCGGCAGGUAGCGUCGAGAUUGCAUAG
Molecule: messenger RNA, 732 nt
Organism: Alternaria ethzedia
Lineage: Eukaryota; Fungi; Ascomycota; Dothideomycetes; Pleosporales; Pleosporaceae
Exons: 2
Coding region: 1-732 (243 amino acids)
Biological process (GO): protein depalmitoylation
Cellular component (GO): cytoplasm
Molecular function (GO): palmitoyl-(protein) hydrolase activity; carboxylic ester hydrolase activity
Source: RefSeq, a predicted model, not a curated record